UGUCUGUAACUCGCCGUCGUCACGGCAACGCGGUUGCUAGGAGACGAGAAGCUCUGGCCUAGUGCUCGAUUGGAGCCUGAGGCCUGUGCGCCUCACUCUUUAGAUGUUUUUAAGAGCCAUUUGUGCAAAGUAAGAAAUACAUUUAAAGUUAAAAUUUGAAGAUAAUAAAGGCAGGGACAUGGCCGGGAGGGGUACCGAAGGCGGUUUAUGGGCGCCGGCCGGCGCGGCCUUCAGUCCGGCUACCCGAGAUCUGCUGAGAGUGAUGAUGAAAGAGGCUCGCCUGACGAACCUCCAGCAGAGACACCUCACCGCCAAGAUCGCGAAUGGCGAGAGCCUGCCGCUGAGCAGCCAUGCGCCCACCAGCGCCAGGCGGUACAGAAAGCCACCGCCACAGGCUCGCUCCACCGCGGCCUCCAGGGGAAGGCCUCACCUACGACCGGCGAGUGACUGCAUGGCCGGAGACGCCUACAAGAGGGAGCAGUACCGCCCAAAGCCCGGCAAGAACACCGAGGCCGAAAAGCAGCGGCUGCAGAACUUGAUGGCGACGGGGCGAGCUGACGAGGAAGGCGGGACCCAUCGACCCCGGCAGCCCAGGACCCCUCCGCCACCGGAGCCAGAGCUUGACAGAUUCACGGAGUUGAUGGAGGAAAUUGAGGAGCGUCGAGUAUUCCUGCAGGAAAUGGAGGCGUUAGGUCGGAGCAAGCAGUACGCGCCUCUCAUCCACUCGCAGAUCUCGCAGAAAAUCCGCGAGAUGGAGGAUAUCGACCGCAAAAGGACGAAGGAGCUCACAGAUUUGGUGGAAAAAGAUGAGGAGCGGAACUCAAAUCAUGAUGGCAGAGUCACAGUUGCAGAGUGACCUCGCAGUCCCUGCAAUUGCCACGGAGAUGGGUCGAUGUAUAAACAAGAGGUUUCACUCCCAGUGAAGCCACCCAUGGAAUUAUCAGAGUUGUGACACGUGCUGUAGAGCAGACCUUACAGGUCCUGUGACAUUGGGUGAGACUAGGCCCAGGGCUUUUUGCAGCCGGGUCUUUUCGGGUCAGCAACCUAGAAAAGACUUCUGCAUCCGGGACACCACAUCGAGUAUACCUCUCACUCCGGCUGUGGCUACUACCAGUCACGUGCCACUUGCCAGCCUAACAGUCGAAAAAUAUUGAGUGAGAAAAUUAAACCCCAGGUAGGGCAUUGUAUUGUUGUAUCAGCCCGAAUACCAAGUUGUUAAAAUAUAAAUAAAUUUGAUUGUGUAACUGAAUCUUAAA
Petromyzon marinus (sea lamprey) is the source of this 1256-nucleotide messenger RNA. RefSeq names its product chromosome 3 C22orf23 homolog (gene C3H22orf23). The record is from RefSeq and is a predicted model, not a curated record. NCBI's taxonomy places the organism in Eukaryota, Metazoa, Chordata, Hyperoartia, Petromyzontiformes, Petromyzontidae.